GAAGCCGCCCACUAAGCUAGUCGUAGCUUGGCCUCUGUAGUGAGUGAACGUACGCUCUCGUCCUCCUCCCGCCCGGAGAGUGAACUUAUCAUCUCUUGAGAGAUCGAAGGCCCUAAUCUUCUCCUCCUCUGUGGUAACUGUGUGGAGUCAUCCGGGGCUCUUUGCGACGCCACUCCGCCAGAGGGAAAAUGAUGGAAGCGACGAGGCACCUGUUCUGGACGCUGUCGGUCCUGGUGGUGGUGGGGACUUCGUCGUGUUUUGCGAUGGAUAUUCAAUCCGCGCUCAAAAUGGCACAGUGUCGCGCCCACUGCCUGGAUAAGUUCGAGAACGACAUAUCUCGACAGGACGAUGCCAUCUGUCGCCACAGCUCCAACUGCCUUACGUGCUGGGACAACUGCGAAAUGCUUGCAAGCAACUACCCCAUUUGGAGCAUCACUUGCAACCAGAAAGAUAUAUGCAGCGAAGGUUGCGAAGCUGCUUGUGCCUUCCAUUCUCAGCAUCCAGAGAGCGUCGUUCCUCUUAGCCAGCACAAUUCUCGCCUGACUCUUGUAUUCAGCGGAUGGGCUGCCCAGUGGACACUCACAUGGGGCAGGGAUGCCCCUAGUGAGCACAUCGUCUUCGCCUUGUUUACCAAAACCCCUGGAAAGUCCUGGAACCUGCGCCUCCAGACAGCCGAUUUCGGAGCCUUCCUGGACGACCUACCCAGCGGAUCAGAUAUGAAGCUGGUGGCUGUGGCCGAAUCGGGCGUUCUUUCAGUCAUCAUUACUCCUUACGCCCCUCCUUCCUACCCCAAGAGCAUAGCCAAGCCCUCCCUGGAGGUGUCCCACGCCCAGAACUCCGCCGAGAGGCCGGGAAGCAACGGCAUCGAAAACAGCGAAGAGAUGUGGCCGUUGCUCUACGAAACCGAAGUCGAGGAUUCAGGGCUCGUGGCUGCUCGCGUUUGGUGGGCGCCCCAAAAUCCACGAGGCGUGGACUACCUGGUCACCUGGGAGGUCGAGAGUGGCGGCCUCAAGGGUCACCUGUACACUGACCUCCCCGAGGUCGACCUGACCCUUUGGCCCGAGACAAUCUAUCACGUUCAGGUAGAGCUCGUGACCGGACCUUUGGGAGAACCCUUCCGCUCAGCGCAGCUCACGCUCGACACUCACAAUAUCACUCUGGCCGCUCAAGCCAGCCAGAACGAAAUCAACCCCAAACUUCCUCUCGUGCACCAAUUCACGACGCCCGUCCAGCUGGAGAUCAUUCUCGGGGUGGGCGCGGGAGUGGUGGCGGCCCUUCUGGUGGUUGUCGUCUUGGUCUGGAGGCGUCGAAGGGCAUCCCUUAACUACGAGAACACGACCAACGGCGCUUCGACCGGCAAAUGGGCGGCCCUGAACCGAACCAUUUCCGAUCUUACUCUGGACGAGUCGUUAGUCGUGAAGAACCACAAAGCUCCGAUGGAGGACAAGUCCCUCUCUUCGUCCCCUGUCCGUCCAACGCCCAUCGGCUCGUACCACGCCCCCGUGUAUACCCUAACACCACCCGUUGGAUUCUCCUCCUCCUCCUCCUCCGCCGCCGCCUCCUCUUCCUCCUCCUCCUCCUCCUACUACUCCACUCCGUCUUUGCUGACCUUGGCACGCCCCUCCCAUGCUCAAGUGAAUUUGUACAGUGCGGUUCCUGCCUUACCCAACCCGCGUGUUGCUCAAGUCUCCAACAUUUGAAAAGUUGUUGACGUGUGUGAAACACCGCCCCGAAAUGAUGAAGGCUUUCCAUUAUAUAUUUACGUAAUAUGUGAAAUUUGGGGGGAAAUCCAGUCGAUGGCCGGGCCAAACCCUGCAUUACUGCAUUAGAAAUGGAUAUCACUGGAUGCCAUAAUUUACUGUCGUAAAUUUACACUUGAACAACAACGAAUUGUAUAAUCUGAAUGACGCCUCAAGUUUUAUACAGCAUAACAAUGGCCUUUCAACAAACCUUUCGUAUUUUCUUAGAUGAAUGAUGUAUAUAGGUAAUCGCAUCAUGAAGUGUAUAUAUUAUAUCACUUUAGUCAUUUUUAUAUGGCGAAUGUAAUUAAAAGUUCCUAGCUAGAAACGAUGGGUCCACGAAUGUACAAAAAAUAGCUGUGUAUAAAAAAUAGCAGAAACAUUGUUUUCAGUGACGUAAGGACUUUGACCUCUCCUUAGCUUGCAUGGAUAAUUUUACGCUUCAUAUUUUGGGCAUUUAUCCUUGUUCUUCCAAUAUGUUCGUGGUCUGAUUGUGAGUAUAUUUGUGUUUGAGCAUAUCUGAGAGUGUGAUUUUUUCCCACUUUGAUUAUAGCUUGUGUGAAUACCAAAGAAUCUGGAGAAGUUUCAAAAUUAUAAAAAUGAAAAUUGAGAAACAUUUUUUUUCUAUCUUUGUUAUACCGGUCAUUGCUCUUUGAUGCUGGCUUUGUUUGCUUGCAGCUGAGAAUUAUUUUUAGAUUUCCUGUAAAGGAAUAAAAAUUUGAGAGAGAGAGAGAGAGAGAGAGAGAGAGAGAAACUAUCCUUUGUGUAACUGAUAACUAUCUGAUAAUUCUAAGUCAGUAUCUGAAAUGAUUGUUAUUAAUAUACUCUCCUCUUUUUAAUUCUGCACUCUGUAUAUAUUGUAAUUAUUUAUAUGUAAAUAGCAUUUUCUACGAAAUAAAAAUAAUUUCAU
Molecule: messenger RNA, 2649 nt
Organism: Macrobrachium nipponense
Lineage: Eukaryota; Metazoa; Arthropoda; Malacostraca; Decapoda; Palaemonidae
Gene: fend
Exons: 4
Coding region: 189-1700 (503 amino acids)
Source: RefSeq, a predicted model, not a curated record